This is a messenger RNA of Ctenocephalides felis (cat flea), 1047 nucleotides long. RefSeq names its product tetratricopeptide repeat protein 19, mitochondrial-like. The transcript has a single exon. Bases 1 to 1047 code for a protein of 348 amino acids. Gene Ontology annotation, biological process: mitochondrial respiratory chain complex III assembly. The record is from RefSeq and is a predicted model, not a curated record. Gene Ontology annotation, molecular function: protein binding. Gene Ontology annotation, cellular component: mitochondrial inner membrane. NCBI's taxonomy places the organism in Eukaryota, Metazoa, Arthropoda, Insecta, Siphonaptera, Pulicidae.
AUGAAUAGAGUAUGUAAAUUUUUGUACAAAAUUCGCAAUGUUAGACAGUUCAAGAGAUAUGCCGCCAGAAAAUCAUUACGCGCUGCCAUUCAACGUGGCGUUUCCUCGGCUACAAGAAGUCGCAAUCCAGGUAAAAGUAGACAAACUUGCCAUCAAGCCAUAGGGGUGUUGGCUUUCAAUAUUUUUGCAAAAAAACGUGCAGAUGAGAAAAAAGGUGCUGAUAUUGAGAAUCGCCUAGCCCAUGUAAUCGCCAUGGCUGAACUAGCUUUAAAAGAUCGCAAUAUUGAAAAGGCUGAACAAAUCUUACAUUCAGCACUUCGACUUGCAGAAGAUAAUAAAAUCAAUGUAGGUGUCUCUUGUGUUUAUGACAUGCUGGCGACUAUAGCGUUCCAAAAAGGUGAAAUAACACAAGCCGAAAAUUACUUAGUACGCAUAAUAGAACGAUUGAUUCAGCUAGGAUACCCGGAAGAAAACAAUACAAUUAUAAAUUUCAAACUUAAAUUAUCAAGGAUUUAUGCUAACAUUCACAAUGAUGAAUUGGCAGAAAUGGGAUUCAAAAAUUGUUUACGUAUCCAGAACCGCAAAACUACCGGCCCAUCAGAUGAAGAAACUGAACAUCUACUGGUGAGCAUACUAUUUUGGUACGGUAAAUUUCUGAUGGAUCGUGGUAGACCAGAACAGGCUAGACGAAAAUUGGAGCAAGCAUAUUCGCAUUCUGAAAGGGUUACUGGUAUCAAGCCAGCUCAAGAAAUGGUUUUACUUUAUUAUUUAGCCGAUUUGUGUUUUGCGAUGAAAGAUUUUGAAGCGGCAGAAAGGCAUUUGGUGAACGCUUUGGUCAUCGGAAAAACCGCAGAUAAUCCGGAUACUCCACAUUAUUUAGUUAAAUUAGGUGCCGUUUAUCUUUUCCGAGGAAUGUAUGAUAAGGCUCGAGUUUGGUGCCAGCGUGGUGAAAAUUUGGGUAAAAGGAAACAAAAUCGAACCGCCAUAUCUGAUGCCAGAGAUUGUUUGAAACAACUGGACGAACUGCAAGCAAAAAUACCGCAUUGA